AUGAGGAUCGUUAAAAAUUGGAUUGACGGCUUCAAGCCAGCCGUCGAGGGUUACGGCAGGGAUCCGAGCUAUGCCAUCGAGAACCCUGAGCAUUCCCCCUCGGAGAAGCCCACCGAGAUGUUGGGAAAGGAGGACUACUCCAACACGGCUGUCGCUGUCAAGACCGAAGAUGGCGGUGUGGCAUUCGUCCCUGAAAAGACGGCGCUAAAGCGCAGUCUGCAAGGUCGUCACAUUCAGUUUAUUGCCCUGGGUGGCAGUAUCGGAACGGGUCUGUUUAUCGGUUCCGGUGAAAAUCUUGCGACGGGUGGCCCGGGUUCGCUGAUGCUAGGCUUCAUCAUCGUCGCUGUCAUGCUUAUCUGCAUCAUCUUUAGUCUCGGUGAGCUUGCCGCCGUACUGCCUGUGACGGGUGCCUUCUCGACCUAUGCUACUCGCUUUAUUGACCCUUCGUGGGGUUUUGCCAUGGGGUACAACUACUGGCUGCAAUGGUUUGUCUCGCUGCCGCUUGAAUUGACGGCGGCGGCGAUGAUCAUCAAAUACUGGGACAAGGACCAAGUCGUGUCUCCUGGUGUAUGGAUCGCGAUUGGUUUCCUGAUCAUUACUGCCAUCAAUUUCUUUGGUGUCCGCGGCUACGGUGAAUUUGAGUUUGGAGCUUCCUUUAUCAAGGUCAUUGGUUGCAUUGGCUUCAUCAUCUGUGCCAUUGUUAUUGACUGCGGUGGCAGCCCGAGUGGUUACUACAUGGGUGCCCGGGGCUGGCACUCGGAGGCCGGCGCAUUUACCAAUGGAUUCAAGGGCUUCUGCAGUGUGUUUAUUACAGCUGCCUUUGCCUUUGCGGGUACGGAGCUGAUCGGUCUGGCGGCUGCUGAGACCUCGAACCCCCGCAGGCAGCUCCCUCGCGCAUGCAAGCAGGUUAUUUUCCGUGUUCUGAUUUUCUACAUCCUUUCGCUGUUCAUGAUUACGCUAAUUGUGGCUCCCAACGAGCCCACUCUCAUGAGUGCUACUACGAGUGACGAUCCGCAGGCCUCGCCUUUCGUGAUUGCCAUCCAGAUGGGUCAAAUCAAGGCGCUUCCUGCCAUUUUCAACGCGGUUAUUCUUAUUUCGUCGCUCUCGGUCGGUAACGCGUCCGUGUAUGGUGCCAGCCGUACCCUGCUUUCCAUGGCUGAGCAGGGUCUUGCGCCCAAGUUCUUCCGCUACAUUGACCGCGAGGGCCGUCCCCUUCCUGCUGUCGUCCUUUCGCUGCUCUUUGGCCUGAUUGGUUUCCUGGUGUACGCUGACAACGAGUCUACCAUUUUCAACUGGCUCCUGGCCAUUUCGGGUCUCGCUGCGAUUUUCACUUGGGGCACGAUCGCCGUCGUGCACAUCCGCUUCCGUGCUGCCUGGAAGCGGCAAGGCAACACGCUUGCGAUGCUGCCGUGGGCCUCGCCGCUUGGCUUGAUUGGCUCGUACAUCGGCCUCGUGCUCAACAUCCUCGUCAUCUGUGCCUCGUUCUACGCAUACGCAUGGCCCGUGGGCGAGGGCGAAAUGAACGCGAGCGAUCGCGCCUAUAAUUUCUUCUACGGCAUGAUUUCGCUGCCGGUUGUCAUUGUGUUCUUUGUUGUCCACAAGCUCUGGUCGCGCAGCCGGUUUGUGCGCCUUGACGAAAUUGAUAUCCACACCGGUCGUCGCGACCCGGUCUCGCUCGAGGUCCUGGAGCAGGAGCGCGCUGAAGACCGCGCCAGGCCAAUUGGCGUCAAGAUCCUAGACUUCUUCAUCUAA
Malassezia japonica is the source of this 1752-nucleotide messenger RNA. RefSeq lists its product as uncharacterized. The transcript has a single exon. The record is from RefSeq and is a predicted model, not a curated record. NCBI's taxonomy places the organism in Eukaryota, Fungi, Basidiomycota, Malasseziomycetes, Malasseziales, Malasseziaceae. Gene Ontology annotation, molecular function: amino acid transmembrane transporter activity. Gene Ontology annotation, biological process: amino acid transmembrane transport. Gene Ontology annotation, cellular component: membrane. Bases 1 to 1752 code for a protein of 583 amino acids.